AUGUCAUCCAACCAAGCUAACCAGUCAACGGAACACCAAACAGCUGAAGACGGUGAGCUUGGCGACAACCAAAGGAAAUCAUCAGCAGCCAACACCGCAGAAGUCAAAAGCAAAGCAUUGGUGGCGAAACCCAGUGACAUCGUCUGCGGACGCGGCUUCCACAUAUCCAACCACCGUGGUAACCUUGAUCUUCACCUUAUUAUCAACGAGUACCGAGAUGAGUAUUUAGCAUCACGACGACCGGAAAAGACAAAGAUCAUCAAGCUUGUCCUUAAAAAAGUCAAAAGUGCAGGAUCCAGGUUCAUCAGGUGUGUCUCGGAUCGGGGCGAUGUCGAUAGAUGGGAAGAAGUUGACUAUGCGACAGCAUACAAGAAAGUAAGCCAUGCACUGCGCCUCAGAACAAAGAACGAGACCAAUCGAGACAGUGGAUAUAUGGGCGAGGCAGACUCCUCACAACAUCGAGAUGACCCCGACCGUGGGUCCGAUCACCUGAUACCGAGGCGAGCAACGCUGCCAGUCCUUCAGCAUGACCCACCUUCAGGCAAUCUACAAGUCCUUCAGCAUGACCCACCUUCAGGCAAUCUACAAGGUCCCAAUGGAAUUUUUUCACAUGCAAUGGGUAUGCCCCCUCCUCAGUUGGGUGGUGAUCCAUCCCUCCAUCAAAUCUAUCGUCAAGUAUACUUGAAAACUUUGUAUUCUCUCCAGCAGCAGUCAGGGGGGGGCACAGCUAGGGAAGCCGCCCGGUAA
Molecule: messenger RNA, 747 nt
Organism: Cylindrotheca closterium
Lineage: Eukaryota; Bacillariophyta; Bacillariophyceae; Bacillariales; Bacillariaceae
Source: the annotation of a GenBank genome assembly